This is a messenger RNA of Cooperia oncophora, 417 nucleotides long. The record is from the annotation of a GenBank genome assembly. NCBI's taxonomy places the organism in Eukaryota, Metazoa, Nematoda, Chromadorea, Rhabditida, Trichostrongylidae.
AUGGUCAGUGUUUUGGACUCAGGCAUUUUUAAUGAGUGCAUUUCAGCUCUUUUUCAAGAGAUCAAAAAUCGACAACAAGCAUUUAUGAAAGCCUUUAACGCUGGGGAUGCGAAAGGAGCUGCGGCCGUUUACGAUCCGGACGGCUACUUCAUGCCUAACGGACGCCAUCCAGUCAAAGGGCGCAUUGGGAUUGAAGCAUACUUCAAGGAGGACAUGGUAGAUGGCGUCCAAACAGCCCAGAUAAUCACUGAGGAAGUUAAUGGGAGCGGAGAAUGGGCUUUCGAGAGGGGAAGCUACCAUCUGGACGGAACUCGAGGCAGAGAAAGUGGGGCCUACCUACAAAUUUGGAAAAAGGUUGAUGGUGAAUGGCUAGUUCACAAUGACUGCUUCAACGUAAUCAAGGCGGCCGAGAAGUAA